AUGGAACCACCAGCGUCCUCCGCCACCGCCACCGCCACCGCGCCUCCAAGACCGCGUAGCUACUGGCGGUGGAGCAAGCAAGAUUUCUUUCCAGAACCUUCUUUCCAAACCAGUGAAACCUACCGGAACGCCUUAGCAAACACAUGUCCGCGUCUGAAGGACCGCCUCCUGAACCGCUCAUCGGAUUCUCACGAACUUCUCGUCCUUCCAAAAGCUAGCGAGAAUCGCAUGGCUCGUUGCCUCACCUGGUGGGACCUAACCUGGCUAGCCUUCGGUUCUGUGGUCGGUUCCGGCAUCUUCGUCGUCACCGGUCAAGAAGCUCGCGUCCAUGCUGGUCCCGCCAUUGUCCUUUCCUACGCCGCAUCCGGUUUUUCCGCUCUUCUUUCGGCUUUCAUCUACGCUGAAUUCGCGGUUGAAGUUCCUGUAGCCGGUGGAUCCUUUUCCUUCCUUCGAAUCGAACUCGGUGACUUUCUCGCUUUCGUCGCCGCCGGUAACCUCCUCCUCGAAGCUAUCGUCGGCGCCGCUGGUCUCGGCCGUUCAUGGUCAUCCUACUUCGCCACAAUGGUAAAAAAUGAUUCAGAAUUCUUCCGGAUCCGAAUCGACUCUUUCAAAGAUGGCUUCAACAUGCUCGAUCCGUUAGCCGUUGCAGUUCUGUUAAUCACUAACGGAUUCGCCGCUAGCGGAACUCGGAAAACCUCUAUCUUAACUUGGAUUACUUCAGUUGCCACAACUCUGAUUAUAGCUUUCAUUAUAGUAGUCGGUUUUAUCCAUGGAAAGUCGUCAAACUUAACGCCGUUUCUUCCUUACGGGGUUAAAGGCGUUUUUAACGCUGCUGCGGUUGUGUAUUGGUCAUACACCGGUUUUGAUAUGGUUGCAACUAUGGCUGAAGAAACUAAAAAACCUUCUAGAGAUAUACCUAUUGGUUUAAUCGGUUCAAUGUCGAUGAUAACAGUUAUUUAUUGUUUAAUGGCAUUGGUGCUUGUGUCAAUGGUUAAGUACAGUGAGAUUGAUGAUGGAGCUGCUUAUUCGGUUGCUUUUGUUCAAAUUGGUAUGAAUUGGGCUAAAUAUUUAGUGAGUAUUUGUGCUUUGAAAGGAAUGACAACAAGUUUGCUUGUUGGGUCAAUGGGGCAAGCUAGGUACACAACUCAAAUCGCACGGUCGCAUAUGAUUCCACCCUUUUUCGCGCGUGUUCAUCCUAAAACUGGAACACCUAUUAAUGCUACGCUCUUGACGACUCUAUCGAGUUGUGUUGUUGCUCUUUUUACUAGUUUGGAUGUUCUGUCUAGUGUUUUUUCUGUGUGUACUCUUUUCAUAUUUUUGCUUAUGGCCAUUGCGUUGCUUGUUAGGAGAUAUUAUGCAAGGGAAGCGACUGAUGAUAAGAGUGAUUUUUGGAAGGUUCUUUUGUGUUUGUUUGUUGUAAUUGGUUCUUGUAUUGUUGGGACAGUGUUUUGGAAUUCGAGUUUGUUUGGUUGGAUUGGGUAUACCACGGCUACCUGUGUUUGGUUUUUGGCGACAUUAGCGUUGAGUUUGCUUCCAAAGAAGAGGCAACCAAAGGUUUGGGGAGCUCCGUUGGUUCCAUGGUUGCCUUCUUUGUCGAUUGCGACGAACCUUUUUCUUAUGGGAUCGUUGGGUUAUGAGGCUUUCUAUAGAUUCUUGAUUUGUACUGGUCUGAUGCUUGUGUAUUAUAUACUUGUAGCUGUUCAUGCAACUUAUGAUGUGGAUCAUGGAAUUGGUCAAGAAUCAAAGCAUGAAGAGUUAUAUUAA
Lathyrus sativus (Indian pea) is the source of this 1764-nucleotide messenger RNA. The record is from the annotation of a GenBank genome assembly. Lineage: Eukaryota; Viridiplantae; Streptophyta; Magnoliopsida; Fabales; Fabaceae.